Molecule: messenger RNA, 3976 nt
Organism: Heterotrigona itama
Lineage: Eukaryota; Metazoa; Arthropoda; Insecta; Hymenoptera; Apidae
Source: the annotation of a GenBank genome assembly
AUGACCAAUAAUAUCAAUUCAAGUAAAAUAAUUGUAUAUACUUCUAAACUGUCACUUCCAUCUGCUUCUCUGUCUAAAAUAUCAAAUAUCUCUUCUUGAAGUUUCUCUCCUUGAUGAUAGCCAGAUGCCCAAUUAUUACCAGCGCCACCUCCAUGUUUUGAUAAAUAAAUGUUCUCUGGAUUAUAUAACUUGUGAAAAAUAAUAUUUAUAAUAACGAUGCAUUUUACUCAAAAAAUAUAUUUAUAUAAAUUCAUGAAGUCAAAUGAAUUUAUAAAAACAUAGCAAUAAAUACCUUCGAAUACGGAGAAUUCAUGAUUGUAUGAAUUACUCUAGGUUCUAAAUCUAAUAAUACUGCCCUUGGUAUAUAAUGUUCAUCAUCCGAUUGAUAAAAAAAUACAUCUUUUCUAUCUGUCCCUUCUGUUGCAUAAUCUUCUAAGAUACCUUCUGGGCUAAUACCAUGCUCUGCACACAAUUUUUUCCAAAAUUCAAAUCCAACUAAAAAUGAAGUUUUAUUAUUAUUUAUUUAUUGCUUUCAUCUAAUCUAACAUCUAAUAUCAUAAUGCAUUUUAUGUAUAUAUUUUUUAAACAUCUUUUCUACUCUUAUGGUACACUAAUUUUACAAUUUUGUACUUUUAAUGAAAAACUUAAAGAUAAACAUAAAUUAAAUAGUUGUCAUAAUUGAAACAUGUAUGUGUGGUUAUAUUUAUAACAUAGUAUUUUAAUAAAAAUAUAAAUUAUAUAGUUACUUACUUUGAUUACCGCAUUGGCCAAGUUGCAAAGUUAUCAUUUCACAAGGCAUUCUGAAUUUGUUAUUUAAUUCUUACAGAGGAAUAAAUUAUAAUUAUUUGACUUUGAUUUUACGCGCGACAAACCUUCAAUUUAAUUAACAUUUCUCAUACUACAAAUAAAGAUAUUUCUCGCAAAUGUUAUAAUAUACAUACAUAUGAUUGCUCUUAUUUUCAAUUCCAAAUAUUUAUGAAUGCAGAUAAUAGAAUUGUACAUAUAAAGAAUAAUAUUCGAAUGUUACUAUUGCUACCGUUUUUCAGUUGUAGAUGGUGCUACGUUAAACGUCAAUGUUUCUUGCUGUUUAAAACUUCGAUCAGUUUAAAAAUACAAGUAAAAUUUUCAAAAUAAAUGACUUUAUAUUACGAAUGAAACAAUAUACAUGGAGAAAGAUUUUUUAAUUAUUUCAAAUAAUGUGUUUGUCAUUAUUUUAAGUAACGUGUUCGUAUUUAGAAGUAAUUUUUUAUUUAAAAAGAUUACACGCAACGAGUACAUUAAUUAAUUAAUAUUACAUUAUUACUUUUAUUUAUUUAAGUUAUUAAGAUAAUUAUAAACUAUAUGAUAUAUUACAAGCAUAAUUGUAUAAAAAUUAAUGUCAUUUUAAAAAGUAUAUACUGUGUACACACACACACACACACAACAACACGCACACGAACGCACGCACGCACGCACACGCACACACACACAACACGAAAGCAUUAUUGAAAGCAUUGAAUAUAUGCACUUAUUUUUUGUAUCUAACUCUUAUGUCAUGUUUGCAAUACGCAUGUGUUUUCAAAUCAACCGAUUAAGAUUAUUGUAUUAGAUAAAAAUUGAAGAUAUUCUAAAUCUACGUAAUUUAAUAUAUAACAAGGUAUAAUAAAGUAUUAUUUUAUUAUCAUAUCGUUGUUGUUUAACAGAAUUGCUUAACCUAUAAUAUUUUUGAAAUGUCAUAGUUUCAGUAAUUUAAAAUUGAACAUAAUAUAGCAAACUAUAAUAUAACAAAGGUAGUUUAAAAGAGUGAACUAAAAAUUGUUACAUUUUUUAAAUUGUUUAGUUUAGUUAUUAAAAAUAAUUGUUUCAUUUAGUUUUCAAAUAGCUUGCAUAAUUUAAGAAAAAUAUUAAGUUUCACAAUAUUUUAAUCAGAUUAAUGUACACAUAUUUUAAACUAAGCACAAACCAUAUGAAAAUAUUGCUCUGUAAAAUUAUUAAAUUCUUAAUAAUAAAGAUCUCUUUUUAAAUGAUAUUAUUACGAUUUAACAGAUGUCUACAAAUAAGUGUCGGAAUUGUGGAUCUACAGAUAUUGAAACAGAUCCAGCCCGAGGAGAUGCUGUUUGUACAGAUUGUGGUUUUGUGUUGGAAGACCAACUUAUUGUUAGCGAAACAGCAUUUAAAGAAACACCAACUGGAAAUAUGAUGGUACUUGGCCAAUUUGUUGCUAAUGAUAGCACUGGUGGAGCUACAGGAUUUGGAGCAAAUUAAAUCAACAUUGUAUCGAUACAUCUAUGAAUUUUUAUAAAAUGGCAUUAAAUCGUCAGUUAACUCGUGGAAGAAAACAAGCGCAUAAUCAUGCAGCUUGCGUUUAUAUUACUUGCCGUACAGAAGGCACUGCACACAUGCUUAUCGAUAUCAGCGAUGUUCUGCAAAUUUGUGUUCAUGAAUUGGGACGCACGUAUCUGAGGUUUACGCAAGCUCUUUGCAUCAAUAUACCUUCAGUAGAUCCAUGUUUAUACAUCAUGAGAUUUGCAAAUAAACUGGAGUUUGGUGAAAAAACUCACGAAGUAUCAAUGACGGCUUUACGAGUAGUUCAAAGAAUGAAAAAAGAUAGUAUUCACAGUGGACGAAGGCCGUCAGGAUUAUGUGGCGCUGGCUUAUAGAAUUUGGUGAUACACCUUCGAGCGCAUUGACUCUCGAAGAAUUCAUGACAGUCGAUUUGGAGGAAGAACAAGAUCCUCCAGCUUUUAAAGCAGCACGGAAAAAAGACAAAGAACGAUUACAAAGGUUGCUUCUGUGGAAAGAGAAGAUACAGAUAGAUUUGUGAGAGAAAGCAAUUUAGAUGUAAUUAAAAAUUAUGUUGGAAAUGAUGUAGACGACCCUGACAGUGAUCUUCAAAAUCAUGGAGACAAUAGUACAAACGGUCGAUUAAUUACCGGAUUAGGACUCUGGAGAGAUCGACGUUGCUGAUUUCGAUGACGAAGAGUUAGAUAGUUACAUCAUGUCGGAAAAAGAAGCACAAUUUAAACACAAUUUAUGGAAUAAAGUAAAUGCCGAAUAUUUAAUUCAGCAAAAAGAAAAGGAAGAAAGACGGCAGAAAGAGAAAGAAGAAGGUAAACCUGAAAAGAAACGACGGCGGACUACUAAACGUAAUAAAAGUCAAGCGCCUGCAAAUACCGCGGGAGAAGCGAUUGAAAAAAUGUUGCAGGAGAAAAAAAUAUCAUCUAAAAUUAAUUACGAAGUAUUAAAAAGUUUAAACGUUAAUUUAAAUAAUUCGACCAAGGAACAACAAAAAAUUGAAGAACCGAUUCAAUCGCCGAAAAAAGAAAUAAAUAUUUCGCCAAGUUCUAGUAAAACAUCCAGCGUUUCAUUGAAAACUCGAGACGAGCCAAAUACACCAGUAGUAAAGAAACCUCGCAUAACUAAACCUCAGACUCCAAGAAAAAAGGAAGAAGUCCAAAUGCCAGUUGAAAUAGAAACUAACACGACUGAAUCUGUACUAUCAAGAGUGGAUACUUCGUUAGAUAUGGAUGAAACUGAUGAUUAUGUCGACGAGGAUGUCGAAGCUGAUCCUACAGAAAUGACUGUUGGAGAAAUGCUUGGACACCAUGGAUCGGAAGAUGAAAAUGACUUUGGAUAUGGAUACGAUGAAGAAGACUACUAAUUGUAUUUACUAAAUUGAUACUAAGCCCAUGAAAAUAACUAUUAGUCGUUUAUAAUACCGCUAUUUAUUUAUUAGAACUUUAUCUAUUAGGACUUGAUAAAAAGACUGUAUUCUACAAUGUACAAAUAAAGCAUUUACUAUUCUUAAUUUAUAAUCCUACGAAUUUUUUAUUUAAUCUUAAAAAUAUCGUAUAAAAGAUGGCACGUAAUAGCUAGGAACAACUUUUGUAAAAUGUUGCGCACAACGUUCAUAUUGAAUUAACUGCUAUUUUUUUCGUGAAACAAAAUUCUUUGUACAUUCUUCGAGAUAUUUUUUUCUUUUUCUUUUCAUUUCUUU